AAUGGCGGAUAAAAAAGUCCCGGAGCAGUGGAUACUGCCGGGCCGCUCCACAUGCUAGCGCCCACGAAGUGGAACAUCACCAGUUCUUCUCUUCUUCGAAAUCGAGGCGGUGAAUCUUGGCUCAGGGUCGAUUUCAAAGCAAAGUGGGUCUUUUUGACGAGUUUCGGUCUGAAGAUUGGGUAUAAAAGACUUUGCUGAUGGUCAAGAAUUAUGUUGUAAUUAACUAAGUUGAGACAAAUCCCAACAACACUGGCACCAUGACACUCCUAGAUAUCGUCGUUGAGCCUGCACCGGGGCUCUCAUACUUUACCCCCGCUCAGAACCCCCCAGCGGGAACCGCCCAAGAUCCUCAAACAAGCGGCAAGCCUGUCCCAAAGCUCUUCCAGCCCCUUACCAUCCGGGGAGUAACAUUCCAGAACCGUUUGGGACUUGCGCCAUUAUGCCAGUACUCGGCCCAAGAUGGACACAUGACUGACUACCAUAUUGCUCAUCUUGGUGGCAUCGCCCAACGCGGCCCUGGCAUGAUGAUGAUCGAAGCCACCUCGGUCUCUCCCGAAGGCCGCAUCACCCCACAGGAUGUUGGCUUGUGGAAGGACUCCCAGAUUGGGCCCAUGAAGCGCGUCAUCGACUUUGUUCACAGCCAAAACAUCAAGAUUGGCGUCCAGAUUGCCCACGCCGGCCGCAAGGCGUCCACAGUUCCCCCUUGGCUCAUGAACCAGGGAAUUGUUGCGACUGCCAAGGUGGGAGGAUGGCCAGACGGCGUCAUCAGCCCCUCAGAUGUUGCCUUCAACGAGCAUUACUGCCAGGCAAAGGCCAUGAGUAAGGGGGAUAUCGAGCAGUUCAAGAAGAACUGGGUUGCUGCCGUCAAGAGGGCCAUGGCUGCCGGGGCGGAUUUCGUCGAGAUCCACAACGCCCACGGGUACUUGCUGAGCUCUUUCCUUAGCCCACAUGCGAACAGAAGAACCGACGAAUAUGGCGGCAGCUUUGAGAACCGCAUCAGACUCAGCCUGGAAAUUGCCAAGCUCACAAGAGAGGCAGUGGGCGAGAACGCACCCGUCCUCCUCCGUGUCUCUGCUACCGACUGGGUCGAGGAGACUUUGCCGGAGGAGAGCUGGACAGCCGAGGACACGGUCAAGUUUGCCCAGGCCCUUGCUGCUCAGGGAUGCGUUGAUUUGAUCGACAUUUCUUCGGGUGGUGUCCACCCAGCUCAAAAGAUUGUAUCAGGCCCCGCAUUCCAGGCACCAUUUGCCGUGGCCGUCAAGAAGGCCGUCGGCGACAAGAUGCUUGUGGCCACUGUUGGCUCCAUCACCAAUGGAAGACAGGCAAACAAGCUCUUGGAGGAGGAUGGACUUGACGUUGCGCUCGUUGGUCGCGGUUUCCAGAAGGACCCUGGUCUGACGUGGACUUUCGCCCAACAUGUCGACACAGAGAUCGCCAUGGCCAGUCAGAUUAGAUGGGGUUUCACCAAGCGUGGCGGGUCGGCCUAUAUUGAUCCAUCAGCAUACAAGCAGAGUAUCUUUGAGUAAGAAGAAGACCUCCCACACAAAGGACAAGAUAACACAAAUUUACUGGUCUGCAUGAUCACGCGGGUAGCGUUUGAUGCUUCUGACAAAAAAGAGUAC
Molecule: messenger RNA, 1622 nt
Organism: Podospora pseudocomata
Lineage: Eukaryota; Fungi; Ascomycota; Sordariomycetes; Sordariales; Podosporaceae
Product: NADH-dependent flavin oxidoreductase
Exons: 2
Coding region: 258-1526 (422 amino acids)
Cellular component (GO): intracellular anatomical structure
Molecular function (GO): NADP binding; NADPH dehydrogenase activity; FMN binding
Source: RefSeq, a predicted model, not a curated record